Molecule: messenger RNA, 2815 nt
Organism: Pieris rapae (cabbage white)
Lineage: Eukaryota; Metazoa; Arthropoda; Insecta; Lepidoptera; Pieridae
Product: polypeptide N-acetylgalactosaminyltransferase 3
Exons: 7
Coding region: 310-2112 (600 amino acids)
Cellular component (GO): Golgi apparatus
Source: RefSeq, a predicted model, not a curated record
UAUUACUGCAUAUGAUCUCUAACACUUGUAAGUUGCGGCUUUAAUCGACAAAAAUUAAAAUGUUUUAAAAUUUAUAAUAUUCUAUUCCAUUUCACAUAAAACAAAAAUUUCAGUUCGUUAAAGUUUAAUACUUAUUCCUAACCAUAAUUAUUACAAGUGUUUAUUAGCCUUUUAUGAAUAGAAAAUUAAUUAAUCAAAAGUUUUGCUAUGUCGCCUUAUGAUCUAAGAAAUAUAUUAAGUUGAAGGAAUAAUAACUUUCUUUCCCGUGUUUUAUUGGAGAUAUUGCCCCUUGGAACGCAAAAUAAGCAAAUGUUUUUAAGAAAUCAGUUUUGGAGCUAUUUUUGUAGAGGUCGAAGAAGAAAAAUUACUAGUCUUACGAUCGUCUUAAUUUUAUUAGUAAAUGCUAUGUUUUAUGUUAGUUUGUUACUUUAUAAUACUGUUCAGAAAAGAAACAUAAAACCCUGGUAUGAAAGAAUACAAUUUGACCAAGAUUCUUAUGUAGAUAACACAGGAAUGAGAGUAGUCAUUGGUCAUUAUGUUGGUGGAAAUUCAGGAGGAAAUCUAACUGAAGAAAUAAUAAAUAUUAACAACUAUGCCCCAAUAGUGGGUGCAGGAGAAGGUGGUCGGCCUGUACAGCUUUUACAAAGAGAAAUUAUCACUGCCAGAGAACUUUAUCCCUUACACUCUUAUAAUAUACUAGUUAGUGAUAGAAUAUAUAUAAAUCGAAGUUUGCCAGACAUGAGAAGUGAGAGUUGCAGGAAUGUACAAUAUAAUUUAGAAAAUCUUCCAACUGCUACAGUUAUAAUAGUCUUCCAUAAUGAAGCUUGGUCUACACUAAUGAGAACUGUGAUGUCUGUGAUAUUACGAUCACCUAAUGAAUUAUUAAAACAAAUAAUAUUAGUUGAUGAUGCUAGCGAGAGGAAAUACUUAGCUAAGGAAUUGGAUGACGCUGUAGCUAGUUUAAAUAAAGUACAAAUACUACGAAGUGCAAAUAGAACGGGGCUGGUUGGAGCAAGACUUAUGGGUGCUCGUGCAGCAACAGGGAAUGUUCUUGUAUUCUUAGAUGCACACUGCGAGGUGACUAAAGGCUGGCUCGAACCGUUGUUAGAUCGCGCAGGAAGCGACGACGUAUUCAUUUGUCCUCACAUAGACCUUUUGUCAGAUGACACGCUCGCCUACACAAAGAGCAUAGACGCCCAUUGGGGUGCUUUUAGUUGGCGACUCCACUUCCGCUGGUUAAUGCCCAGCCCCGAAGUAAUGCUGUCCAAAACGGAAAACCCCUCAAGACCUUACCCCACCCCGGCCAUGGCUGGCGGUUUGUUCGCAGUACGAAAAAGCCUAUUCUGGCGAUUAGGGGGUUACGAUGAAGACAUGGUCAUUUGGGGGGCAGAAAACCUUGAACUUUCCUGGCGUGCCUGGCAAUGUGGGGCUAGAGUCGAAAUCACGCCAUGCUCUCGCGUAGGACACAUAUUUCGACGGCACAGCCCAUAUAAAUACCCUGGUGGAGUCGCUAAGGUAUUAAACUCGAAUCUCGCGCGAGCUGCGACUGUCUGGAUGGAUGAAUGGGCGGAUUUUUUCUUCAAAUUCAACCCAUCCAUUGCCGCGAUACGCGAUCAGCAGAGUGUGGCAUCUCGAAUAGAGCUUAGAAAGAAUUUGAAUUGUAAAAGUUUCAAAUGGUAUUUGGAGUAUGUGUGGCCUCAGCACUUUUUCCCUGCUCACGAUCGGUGGUUUGGGAGAAUACGCAGUGAGAAAGGCAGUUGUUUAGGGGUUGCUUCUAGUACGCCUGGACUUGGUGGGCCAGCAUCUGGGGUGAGCUGUGGGAGUGACCUUGACUUAGAACGACUUUUGGUUUAUACAAUGGAGGGUAGAAUAAUGGCAGACGAAGGGUUGUGCCUACAGCAGGGUAACGGUAGGGCUGUCUGGAAAAGCUGCAAUGACAGCAAAAAACAGAUAUGGAAUCAGAAAGGGCCGCGUUUAAAGACCCCCGAUGGGUUAUGUUUGACUCAGCUAAUAAGUGACAGUAAGGAUGGGGUGAAUGACCCCUUGACAGCUAAGAAAUGUCUUAAUGACAAUGGGCAGAUUUGGCACUUUGAACGAGUGCCUUGGCGAUAAUGUGAUACUCGUACAAAAUGAGAAAAGUAUUUCUUUUAAAAUAAGAUUUUAACAAUUUUACAUAACAUAUACACAUUGAUUUAAUAUAUGAAAUACAUUUUUUGUACAAAGUUCGAAUCUCAUAAAAAGACAUUCUCUUAUCAUAUCACUAGUUGUAUUAUCUAUAACUAUACUAAUCUGUGAUUAACCCUGAAUGGAAUUUAGGUUUUCAUUUAGGAAUAAGUUUAUUAAACUCAAAACUCGUUAUUAGCUCUUCGCUUUUAAUAUUUAUACAAAGUAUUAAGUCGAUCUAUUUUAACAUAUUUUACGCAGCUCCUAAGUUAAACUUCGCAUUGUUACCGGUUUUUGUAUAUUAAAAAAUCGUCUCAUUUUUAAGAUUAAUUUAAAUGUGUUUUAAGCAGUUUUAACGAUUUUACGAACAAUUUUAUUGUCAUCCCCCAUCAUUGAUGUACCAGGGCAACAUAAAAUGCCAGCUAGUUGCAUUGUUGUGAACAUAUAAAUCUAAACGUAAUACUCAAACAAAAGACUAUUUGUUUAUCUAGUCUAUUAACUGUUGGUUGUGUUAACGUCACGUAUUCCAAUACAGUAAUCUGAAAUCUGUAAAACCAACACUGAUUUCAAUGUUUGAAUCAAUAAUUGGCGGGAAUUAGAAGGCGUAGCUUCGUAAGCAUGAAUUUCAAUUUCUAUAUUACACAAAAUUUAA